Molecule: messenger RNA, 669 nt
Organism: Zingiber officinale
Lineage: Eukaryota; Viridiplantae; Streptophyta; Magnoliopsida; Zingiberales; Zingiberaceae
Product: extensin-1-like
Exons: 1
Coding region: 1-669 (222 amino acids)
Source: RefSeq, a predicted model, not a curated record
AUGCCGACAGUCCCUUCUCCAGAGUUACCCACCCCUGUAGUAUUCACUGUACCACCAGUAGUACCACCUACGUACCCAGCACCCCCUCCAGCCCCGCCUACUGUGUACCUAGAACCACCGCCACCUAUGCUUGCUACGGCGUAUUCGGCACCUCCUCCAGCUGUGCCUACGACGUAUCCGACACCUCCUCCAGCUGUGCCUACGGCGUAUCCGACACCUCCUCCAGCAGUGCCUGCUGCUGUGUACCCGGCAUCCACACCAGUAGCACCAAUUACACCUACUAUUCCUCCAGUCUCUCCAGUCUAUAUUGACCAUGCAGUGCCACCAGUGGUACCUGCCCCAGCUUACGCAGCAGCACCAAGAGUACCUCCCCUGGCCUAUCCAGCUGUACCACUUGUAGUACCAGCUCCAGAGAUUCUGCCAGUUUCCACAACGAUCCCUACUCACCCUACUGAUAUAAUUACGGCACGAGCUCGGAUCCCAGCUUUGGCAGAGUCGAUGAAAAGUCGAUUCACGCUAUUCUGCGGAGAGACAGAUCUGAGUAUGGCUCAUUCUUGGAUAGAGACCUUGGAGCGGAAUUUCUUCUCUAUGGCUUGCUCUGAGUGGGAGAAGGCAGACCUGGCUGCUUAUGAUUUACGGGACGAGGCCGAUAUCUGGUGGGAUACGUAG